Molecule: messenger RNA, 2266 nt
Organism: Pseudogymnoascus verrucosus
Lineage: Eukaryota; Fungi; Ascomycota; Leotiomycetes; Thelebolales; Thelebolaceae
Exons: 1
Coding region: 1-2106 (701 amino acids)
Source: RefSeq, a predicted model, not a curated record
AUGUCGGAUCACGCAACACCUGCCCAAGACGAGCUCGGCGGAGCCGCAGCACCAGGUAGCCAACAGGUUGUUCAAGAUCCCAACCCGGGCUCCUCUGGAACAAAUGCCACUGAUGAUGCGGGCGCAAACACCCUUGCUGGACCUUCGGGAGCAGCAGCUGCGCAAACUGUAACAUUAGCUGCCGCGGCAACAGGCACAGGAGCUACAGAAAGCACGGGUCCUUCGCAGACUACAGUGCCUGCCACAGCCACAGCAAACAUGGGGCAAUUGAAGAUUACAGUCCCCGGCCCAUCUACAGAAAGCACAGAACCUCCUGAUAUGACGCUGGCUGAAUUAGCUGCAGCAGACCCGAACACACUGUUGCCUUCUAAUGCUGCCACAGCAAGGUUGGCAACGGGAGGGGGGCUGCCUCUCCCAGCAGCAAACCCGCUGACUAGAGAAACCACCGGAAACAAUAACUCCUCAUCCUCCGGCCACAUCAACUCCACAAAGCGACCCGCAACCACCGAAAAUGGUGAAAGCACCAACUCUGCAAAGCGCCGGCGCCUCGCCCACUACCGCGACACAGUCCCCCCGCCGGGCUAUGGCAACGAUCCCGCCGCCACCUCGUCCCCCUCCCAUGGCCCUGUUGUUACUCAAACCCCUUUCGCACCGCCCUACCAAUCCGUUUUCCUACGACAAAACCCAGACCUUGCCAGGGCCCUUGCCCAUGUAAACUGCAGCUAUCUCACCACCCACGACGCCGCCGACCCCAACGACCGUGACAGCCGCGCCAACACGGCUCCCACCCUCGCGGAACUCAAGGCGCACGCUCGCAGCCUCCUGCUCCUCAUCCGCUCCAUGAGCAUCAGCUCGAGCGCGACACUCACAGACAACGCCGCCUUCCAAGACCCUACGCCUGAGGGUCAAGACAGCGCCUCGAUCCCGUCAGACUUCUAUUCCAACCUCGACGCCUUUGAAUUCCUCAACGAUCUCUCCUCUCCCUAUCGCUGCAGAGACCCCGCCGAAAACGAACCCCUGACCAAUCUCCUCAACCAACUCAUCCCCGACCACUCCCGCAAGAUCCCCGCAUCAACCGAAGCCUGCCCUCUUGCCACCGUAAAAGUCAUUACCAAAGGUAGCGACCUAUCUACCUUCCGCCCAGGCGUCAACCCACUGCCACACUCACAAAUCAACCGCCUAAUGGCCCACGCCGAUGAGUUGCUUCUCCAGAUUGACGCUGCGCUCUCCACAUCCGGCGGCCUCCUCGCCGCCCUACCGCUCGACCUCCCAGCCUCCGAUCCACGCCGCCAGACAUACAUCGGGCAGCUCAUCCACUUCAUGCGCACCCUUGUUGGCCGCCUCCAUGUCCUCGACCGCGACUACGGACAAGCCCUCGGUCUCCUGGCAGGCGAGGCCACCAUACCCGCUGAGCUAAAACUCAACAUCGAACACCCCGGGCAGAUCGAGGCACCCCUCGUUGCUGUACAGCACAAGUUCAUCAUCAACACCGCCUCUGACACAUACAAUAAGAUCUGGCUCCACUUGCGGAACUGCGCCAGUGACAAGGCAGUGAGGACGUCAGGGAUGGGGUUGCUGGAUGUGGAGAUUACGACGAGGUAUAGGGCGUUGAGGGGUGGGAAGACGAUUUUUGUGACCCCUAUCCCUGAUGAACCGAUGGCGAGCGAGGUGGUUGGGCGCCCGACGGUGGUUGCGUGUACUCAGCCUGGAUUUGGGACGCGGACGAGCGAGUGGGAACGUAAGAAGGGGGCGGCGCUGAGGGAGACAGGGGAGUUGAGGGCUAGGGCGGAGAUGGCGGAGGCGGAGGUGGAGAGGUUGAGGAAGGAUGUUGAAGCGUUGGUCCCGGAGGGGGUGUGGGCGAAUGGGGAAAAGGAGGACGUUCUGAAGAUGUGGGGGAAGGUGAAGGCAGAGAAGGAUGCAAUGGCGGGGGAGAGAAAGCAGAUGGAGUUGUUUAAGUCAAGAUGUAAGGUUUUGGAGAAGAAGAAUUCGGAGUUUGGAAUGGAGUUGGUGAAGGAGAAGGAGAAGAUGAAGAAGAGGAGGGAAGGGGUGGAGGAGGGACUGAGAGCGGAGCUUCAUAAGUUGAUGAACCAAGCCGGCGCGAAAUGACGCGGAGGUUGAGAGGCUGAAGAGACAGGUCGUUGAUCUGCAGGCUCAGUUGGCCCAGGCGAAACGUGAAGGCGGUGGCCCCGAAAAAUAACUGGCGUUCUCGAAGGCUGAGGUGUCAAAGUUGCAGAGAGAGGUUAAGGAGUUGAAGGCGCAGGUGCAG